Messenger RNA from Esox lucius (northern pike), 4202 nucleotides. RefSeq names its product coiled-coil domain-containing protein 71. The transcript is spliced from 2 exons. Lineage: Eukaryota; Metazoa; Chordata; Actinopteri; Esociformes; Esocidae. Bases 326 to 1333 code for a protein of 335 amino acids. The record is from RefSeq and is a predicted model, not a curated record.
CAACAGUUGCCAUUUUACUUUGGCAAAGGCUUGACUGGAAUUGUAACAGUAAAAGCAUUAUUACCAAGGAGGCGGCGUUAUUAUAGUUUCCGUUAAUUGCUGUGCGAAGACAGAGGCUCUGCUCGCAUCUGAUCGGACUUAUCGGCGCUACUGAGUGGUGCAGAAGAGUAGCUGUUGGCACAAAAAGAACAAGGUAUCCACACAAACUAUGACGUCUGGGGGAAAGGACAGCAAGCCAGGGUGGCUUUACUACUAACCUUAGCUACUCGCCGGGCUGAUCUCAGACGUGAGUAUCACCAAUGCUGCAUAACAGAUAUUAUAUGCCAUGAAUUGUAAAGAACCCACAGAGAAGGUUGUCCUGUCGUGGUCACGAUUCACCUCAGCUGGCCAGACUACACUUCUGGAAACCCUGAAGGCAUUCAGUCCUAUGUCAGAAGACCUUUUUGGCACAGAGAAGGAACUGGCCACUUUUAUUGAGGGACUCCGACAUGAAGGUCACAAGCCUACUAUACUUAAAAGCAAAGAUGUAUAUGGUUACAGAUCUUGUACUGCAGUUCUCAGGCCUGUAGUGAAAACACAAUGCACACUGGACAUUGCUGCCUCAAAGGUUCAAAAGACUGGCAAAAAGAAGGGUAAAAAAAACCUGGGAAAAAACACUGAAAUCAACUAUGCUUUGUUAAGUGCAGCGGCAAAAGUUGUCCUUAAGAAUCAACCCAAGAUCCUUUUGACAAAUCUGUCAAAGGAGUGUCUCAAACAGACUGUCAUCUCCAAACAGGCAGUUUUGGAAGUUGAACCUGUGCAGGUGCAGUCUUACAUAAGACUGACAAACUUCAUUGGACCCUCUACAGGCCACACAGCAAGACUGCAGUUCCACACGGGUGUGUGGUCAAGAGACUCUCAUCGGUCACCGUCUCUAACAGGGACACAAGCACCACCUUUGGAAGGAACUGGAAACUCUGCAAGAUCAGUCACUUUGAGGACAGUAAACUUUGUGCCCCAUCCAGUCAAUAUCAUAGAAGUUCCUAUGCCUGCCAUUCUGAAAAACAACCGGGUUUUAAAGGAAUGCAACGGAAUGCCUUGCUGGAGGAACCAGAAAAGAAAAAAGACUGAAGAAGUCGAGGACAAACUCUGUGUCAAGAAGCACAGAAACGGGGUCUGGCUGGUCAAAGAGCAGGAUGACCUCAGACAGAGACAGAACAACCUGAGGUUCAAGGUGAUUAAGGUUGAUGACUCAAUCACAGAUGAGGAGGUGAGGAGGAAAGCCCAGAAGAUCCUGCGAGUCAACUUGUCACCAGUCAUAGAGAUUCAACCACUUAUUGCCUAUCCAAUGUGAAUGGCCACCCAUCUUUACGUCCCUUUGUCCUCCAUGUAGCAGUACAUUUCAGUUUGUUUUUAUUUUCGAGACAGCGCUUUGUCAUAGCGCUGGUUAGUUUGGGAUGAUUGGGAUUGCUUGAUUGCAUUUUGGACUAGAAAAAUAAUAUUUCGGAAAUGGUGAUGCAUUUUCAAAACAUUGAAAAAUAUGGUUUACCUUUUGUCUAACACUGCUCAAAGUACAGGACACACUUUGCCGGAUAAUGGAAGGAGUGGAGAAGUGAAACCCCAGACCAAGUCUUGUAUUACCAUCAUACAAAUGGAACAUAGUCAUUUUGUUCCGUUUUCCAUUUUAUAACACUCAAAAUAAACGAUUGUAUGUUGACCUUGGUUUUGUCAAUGAAAGGUUUAUAAUAGAAAUGUAAUACUGUAAUAUGUUGGUUGCAUAAGUAUUCAAUCCCCACACUUAAAUAUUUGAUAGAGCCGCCUUUCUUUGCUGUAAGUUUUACGUACCAGUUUUAUAUAUACUUGACGUGGUUUUUGCCCAUUUUAUGGCAGUUUUACUCAAGGUUGUUCAGGUUGGUUGGAUGAGGAUGAUUGUUGACCUCAGUUUUCAUGUCUUUUUACUAUAUUAGGGGCAUAUGAAGAGGUAAUUGGUGGUAAUAUUGCAAUGUUUUACCACACAAGUAAAUUUGUUUAAAAAGCUGCAAAUAGUAUAAAUAUUUAUUUAUUCUAGUCUCAGUAUAGACAAUACACUAUAGACACAUUUUAAACAUUCAAUGUUUUAGUAUUAUAAAUAUAUUUGUUCAUAUGUAAGAUAUUUGGAAAAUUUAUCUUCCUUUUACGCUACUUCCUGUGUGAGCUAUUAGACCUGAACUAAGUCAGUUGAAGAAAAUUCACGAUUUGUUAAAGAGUCAUAAAGAGCAUCAUGUUUUUGUCUUUGUUUAGUUCAGUGUGUGGGAUCAUUAGCACAUUUUCACAAUUCAAGGAUGAUAAACCCUUCAGUCAUAUUACAAGUAAUUUUUUCAUGUUAUUAUAACUUUUCAUGGUAACGUUUUGGUUUUGUUCAGCUAGGUUUUAUUUCCAACUAGUUUUACAUCCAACGGAGAGGCCCAAAAUUUAUUUACAGGAGAUUCCAAUUUUAGUGGCUGGGAGUGAAGUCAAGAGUUGUGGGUAAAGCUUCCUGGUAUUGGAGGGUAGCUGUACUCCAAAAAUAGUAUCUGACAGCAUGACUGACCAAGCCACAUUUUGAGAAAAAUAUUUUGUAGUCAAAUGAGACCAAGAUGCUUGGUAUAUGUUGAGUUUUGGCUAAAACUCAACAUCCUAGUUUGACGCAAACCUAACACUGCCCAUGAAUCAACACACCAUGCCUACUGCGAAGUAAGGUAGUGGCAGCAUCAUGCUGUGGGUAUGGAUCUCAUCAACAAGGACUGGGCAUCCAAAUGGAUGGAGCAAAAUACAGAGAAAUACUGCAUGGCAAGGAUCCCAAUCACAAGGACAAAGUAAUGUUGGUAGUAGAUCAGAACAAAAAGUUUACUAUCCUAAAGUGUCCCAAGAACUGAACUUAAUCCCUUUAAGUGCAUGUGCAUGUGCUUUUUUCAAACAACUCGGAGCAAAUCUACCAAAAAUAAUAGUAAAAUAUCAUUCAACUUUGUGCAAAGCUGGGACAUACUUCUCAAAAGACAAAGCUGAUAUUGUUAGUGUGGCGAUUGAACACUUAUGCAAGCAACAAUUUCCCAACAUAAAACCAAUGUCACAUUCCAAAAAUAUAUUUUUAGUGUCAGUGUUUUGAAAUAAAAGUUCAAACAGAGUGAAAUGUCUAUACCAUUUGUAAUUCAAUGAAAUGGGAGAAUUGGUCUGGGGUUGGAAUACCUUUGCAAAGCACUGUAUGUCCCCAUAUCAGUUGUAGCUACAUUAUAGUUUUCUUUGACAUUUGUGUGAUCUGUUCUGGACCUCUGUGGAAGGUCAUCCUUGUAACUGUUUUUAAAUGAUACAAACAUCUUUGACAAUGAAGCCAAGUCAUGUAUAACUAUGCAGCAUUCACUUGCUAGAUAUUUUAUAUCUAUUUAGUCAUGUUAUUUUUAUUAUAUGUUAGAUAAUUGAGGCUAUUGAAAUGGUCUGAUUUUCUGGUAUCUGUUAAAGGUUGUUAUUUUUUCUUUUGGGAUUGUCUUUUUCAUGGCCUUUAUUCCCAUUUGUACAAAGUUGCAGGAAUUUGAUUCCAUUUCUGUACAUUAAUUUGUAUAACAAACUUCAAUGGCCUUAUUUAAAAGUUUUCAGUAUUGUUUUUAAAGUGAUUGGAGGUAACACUCCAGCCUAUAUUGUAUUAUCAGACAUUUACAAUUAUUCCUAAAGCAUUUUGUAACUGACAUUUAUAUUUAGGCCUUUGUUUGUUUUUGUUUUAGAGAGAAACAAAACCACUUGGUUUAUUUUAUUCAAGAAUCUAAAAAUGGGAGCGAACCUGUCAUUGGUCUUUUUAUUCCCAAUCAAAUGACAAAAUACAGCAUUUUCUGCAUUGAGGUACAUUUCUUUGCUUUACUUUUGAUAUGCCAAAUCAUUUGGUGCAUCUCAUUCUGCACUCCAGUAUUCAAACUGAACAAGUUUGUCUUAACCAAUAGGUUCCAAAUAGUCAAUCAUACACUCUUUUCCUCUAUCAACAUGUCUCUGAAACACUAGGUAAGAGGCAGCCAGAAACUGGCAUCCUGUUGCAUAUAUUUUAUUUUCAAUGUAUCUAAAUUUAUAUCUAUUUAAAAACUGCCUGUUUUUGAUUUCCUUUUUUUGUAUUAAGUUCACUUAUAUUCUUCUUUAUCAAGGACAGUUCUGUUAAUGUUAUGGUCAUUGUGUGUUGGGAAUUACCAUUUUAAAAAUUCUAAAAUAAAGCAUCUGGACCACAA